AUGGAUAAAAUAACCUUGCAAGGAGAAAUUAAUACUUUGAAGUUGGAAAACAUGAAUUUGAAAUUUCAAAUAAAAACUCUUUUGGAAUCAAGGCAAGUUGCUCUGGGGAAUAAUGAAUAGAACAUAAAUUAUGAGGAUAAGAUAUUGUAACUUUAAACCACAGUUAAUGAAUUAAGGAAUAUGUGUGACGAUCUUAUUUAUAAGAAUGAGGUGCUUAAUGAUGAUUUGGAAUAUGAGAGGAAUAAAUGCUAAAAUUUUGCCUCGUUCAACAAGAGGGAAUUUAGUGCUCCUAAUUUCUAAGAGUAAAUUAACAAUUUGAAAAAAAAGUUAGAAGUAGAUUUUAAGAACAGCAAUCAAUACACUGAAGAACUAGUGAAAAUAAUUUGCAAUUAGUAUGAAACAAUCGUAUAAUUGGAUUUAGAUAAAUCAAAACUAAUUACUAAAUUAAAACUCUAAACAAAUUCUGGAAUAAUAAUACAGGAUGAGGACGUUUCAUAAAAUAGUGAUGAAUUAAGAUUAACCAUAGAAUAAUAAAGAAGAUAAAUAAAAAGUUUAGAGUAGCAACUUCAUGAAAAAUAAUAAUCAUAUAAUGAAUUGAAUUAGAAAUAUCAAAUGCUGUUAAACUAAUUCCAAUAAUAGCAAUAAGUGCUUUAAACAAACCAAGCAAAACCAUCAAUAUUAGAUACACUUCAAAAAUCUAUUAUAUAAACUCAACCAAGCUAUGAUAUUCAUCAAAGUCAUCUUAGUAAAUCAAUAAUCUAAUCGAAAUGA
Molecule: messenger RNA, 771 nt
Organism: Paramecium tetraurelia
Lineage: Eukaryota; Ciliophora; Oligohymenophorea; Peniculida; Parameciidae
Exons: 2
Source: RefSeq, a predicted model, not a curated record